This is a messenger RNA of Tricharina praecox, 1248 nucleotides long. RefSeq lists its product as uncharacterized. Lineage: Eukaryota; Fungi; Ascomycota; Pezizomycetes; Pezizales; Pyronemataceae. The transcript has a single exon. Bases 61 to 864 code for a protein of 267 amino acids. The record is from RefSeq and is a predicted model, not a curated record.
AAAAAAAAAGAAGAAAAAAAAAAGUGAAGUUUCAUUAUGCAACGGUAAAGCAAUGUGGGAAUGGGGAAAUGGAAUGCAAACGUCACCACUCACCUCACGGGCCGGCGGUCAGUCAGUCGAUGUCGUAUGUUGGACCCCGCCCGUACCAUCACUAGAGUAGUUGGCAGUAGUUGCUUCGGAAAAAUACCAAUACUGCGCUCCGGGUCCGUGGGUGCAAGCAAACAAAUGCGACAAACAGAUGCCGCGCCUCGCCGCGCCGGAGGUGGUGGUGGUGGUGGUAGUGUGUCAACUGACGAGCGAACGACACCUGGGUAUCCACUCCGCAUGGCGCAAGCCCAUCGAGCCACCACGACUUUUUGCCUUCUGCCUUUUGCCUUUUUUCCCUUUGCCAGGCUCCAGCGAAUUGCCGAUGUACCUAUCAAGGUAUGUAUCGGUGGAAUGCGAAGCUUUUCCAUUCCAUUGACUGCUUACGUACGGUACAUAUGGUACCUGGCUGCGGUAGUUAGUUGUCUUAGGUGUACGAAAAUAUGCCCUUUUGCGAACGUUUCGCACGUUUCGAAAAGCACGAGUGAUGUUAUGUGUGAGUGUCGCAAUCCGAUCUGGUAUUCCGAGCGGAUCUGGGGAACAUGUCAAUUCAACAGAUUUUCACUCAAUGCCGCCCCCGACAUCUCCACCGCCUCAGCAGCCUCCGCCGCCGCCGCCGCCGUCACCGCGGGAAGCGCCAUCUUUUGCACCUUCACCCCUCACUCUCCACAGGGCGUUCGUGUUGAGAACGCAGAUGCCGCAUCUCGGGAGUUGCAUUUGCUGUGGCGCCUCAUCCGCACCGCAAGCCAUCCUCCUACACACGUACGUACGUCGUACUAAUGCGGCUGCCGCUGCUGCCCGUGUUCGAGUUCGAGUUCGAGCUCGAGCUCGACCUCGAGUUGGAGCUCGGGCCUGCGACUACCACUGCGGUCUCCAAGCUAUGUACACAUAGAGUAUAUACAGGUCCAGCAUAGGAGUAGGAGUUUGUAGGUACCAGCCAAGUACCUACUAUACCUACAAAGUAUAGUACAUGGCACGAUGAAUCGACGCGACAGCACGGCAGCUGUCUGUCCGGCGGCGGCGGGCGGGACGGACGGGCGGGUGGACAGGCGGGCAGACGGGGGGCCCAUGGCACUGGCACUGGCACCGGCACGCCUCCCAUGGAAGAGGUUAAGGUCCGCACCACGGCGGCCGUACGCUGCACGGGCACGGUCCCCGCCGGUC